GGCGCGCGGCGCUGCGCGGGGCGGCUGGCACAGGCGGCGGCGCCGGGGCCGGAGGAAAAACCCCGGCCACCUCCCCGGCUCCUUGCUGCCUCACGGAGUCCCAGGGACCUCGGGGAAUCAUGUGCCGCACCCCUGGGCUAUGAGAAGAGCCGCCUGCCCCGUCCCCAUCAGUCCCGUGCCAGGCUCUGCCCCUGCCAUCCCCAGCUGCAGUGAGAGGAGGCUGGCACCAUGGGCUCGGGCAGUGUCCUCCGUGCCCGGGGGAUGAAGACGCUGCCAUGGACAGCCCCUGCCAACCCGACCUCCUGAGGAGUCUCCCUCAGCUGCCCACUGCGGACACUCCUGGGCACAGCCUCGCCAGGAUGGGCUUGGAGAGCUAUGUGUCCUGCCCCUCGCAGCCCUCCUUCCACCUCUCUGGUCCCUGCGAGGCUUCUGCAGGCCCCAGCGGCAGCGGGGGCGGCCCCCUGCCCCCAGGCCCAGGCAUCCCCUCGGCCGCUGCCAGCCCCAUGCCCGAGGGGCGCGGCGGGCAGGGGGGAGGGGAGCUGCGGCCCCUACAGAGCGAGGGUGCCACCGUGCUGAUCACCAGGGAGUGCCCACUGCUGGCUGCCGGAGGUGCCCAGCCCGAGGCCCCCAAGCGCAAGCAGGCCGAGAGCGGCGGUGACAGCCCGCCUGGCAAGCGGCGCUGGGCGGGGGCGGGCAGUGAGACGCCGGUGCAGCGGGAAGCCGUGCUCUCUGCCUCGGAGCGGCUGGCCGUGGACUACAUUGUCCCCUGCAUGCGCUGCUACGGCAUCUGCGUGAAGGACGGUUUUCUCGGCCGGCUCUCAUGUGUCAAGGUACAUGUGUGAGGUGAAACGGAACUACAAGGGAAGUGCCCGACUGGACAGCUGGUCAGCUAGCGGCCAUCUCGAAGGAGAACGGGGUAGAGACCCAGGAUCACGGUGGAGGGCGCGAAAGCCUGCUGCGAGCAUCGGGUCCUCAUGGCCCACGUGGACGAGGUGAUCCUGCACUGCGCCGGCCGCCUGGGCGGCUACGUCAUCAAUGGCCGGACCAAGGCCAUGGUGGCUUGUUACCCGGGCAACGGGCUGGGCUAUGUGCGGCACGUGGACAACCCCCACGGGGACGGGCGCUGCAUCACCUGUAUCUAUUACCUGAACCAGAACUGGGACAUCAAGACCCACGGCGGCUUGCUGCAGAUCUUCCCCGAGGGCCGGCCCGUGGUGGCCAACAUCGAGCCUCUGUUUGACCGGCUGCUGAUCUUCUGGUCUGACCGCAGGAACCCCCACGAGGUGAAGCCUGCCUAUGCUACCAGGUACGCCAUCACCGUCUGGUAUUUUGAUGCCAAGGAACGGGCCGCAGCCAAGGACAAGUAUCAGCUAGCCUCAGGCCAGAAGGGCAUUCAGGUGCCGGUGCCCCAGCCAAGCCAGCCCACCUAGGGAAGAGGCGGGAAGCGGCCCCUCGCCCCGUGCUGCUCUGCUGGCCGCGACCCGGGCCCUCCUCCGGCCGCUCCCUCUCCUGCUGCUUCUGCCUUUGCCUGCCUGCCUUCCCCCUCCCCGCCUGGGCGGAGGGGCCACUGCCAGCCCUCGCGAGGAGCAGCAGUGCCGACCUCCCGGCACGCAGGAGCUGGGCAGGGAGAGGCAGCGCCUGGCCCGUGGCCGGUCCCCCUCCCCCGCGCCACAAGGCGCCAGCCUCCCAUGGACUUGCCCCAGUGGGCU
Sarcophilus harrisii (Tasmanian devil) is the source of this 1709-nucleotide messenger RNA. RefSeq names its product egl-9 family hypoxia inducible factor 2 (gene EGLN2). The record is from RefSeq and is a predicted model, not a curated record. Gene Ontology annotation, biological process: cellular response to hypoxia; peptidyl-proline hydroxylation to 4-hydroxy-L-proline. Lineage: Eukaryota; Metazoa; Chordata; Mammalia; Dasyuromorphia; Dasyuridae. Gene Ontology annotation, cellular component: nucleus; cytoplasm. Gene Ontology annotation, molecular function: ferrous iron binding; peptidyl-proline 4-dioxygenase activity; L-ascorbic acid binding. The transcript is spliced from 6 exons.